AUGACCGAAAGACUCUCCAACACCGCAAGCUCCUAUAUGGGAGGCGCCAAGCAAACCAUCGGCGAGACUAUCGGAAACACCGACCUUGCCGCAUCUGGUGCCCAGCAGAAGGCCCAGGCCGAUGCCGCCCAGAAGGCCGCCGAUGCCAAGACCAACGCCGAGGGUGUCGGCCACAAGGUCCAGGGUCAAGUCCAGCAGAACGUUGGAUCGAUGACAGGAAACACUAGCAUGGAGGCUCGCGGCCAUGCUAAUGAGACUCGUGGCGAUCUCGAGCGCAAGAUCUAA
Linnemannia hyalina is the source of this 285-nucleotide messenger RNA. NCBI's taxonomy places the organism in Eukaryota, Fungi, Mortierellomycota, Mortierellomycetes, Mortierellales, Mortierellaceae. The record is from the annotation of a GenBank genome assembly.